AUGGUAAUAGCAACUGACGAAGUAUGGGAUGGGUAUAUUACGUCACAUCUGUUCGCCGAAAAAGUCCGUGGAAAACAUAUCGAAAGAUUCACCGAUCUGGCUUUCAUGUUCGGCAGCGACUGUGCCCAUGGCUCAUUUACGAGCACCGCUUAUUUGUCACCAUUGUCUGGUCGUCGUCGAUCUAGAAAUGAAUUCAAUACUGAUUCUGAAUCCGAUGAUAUUGGGACUGAGACAGUUCGCCUUUCCUCUGAUUCUGGGGAUGACCACGAUAGUGGUUCAGCCUUUCGUGCCAUCGAUGGAUCACAGCGGGUGCACAGUGUUAGAACAGUACUUGUAGAGACCUCUAGGGGCUCAAAAAGUACUAACUCAACCGCAACAAGCUAUACCCGACAAAAAAGGAGUAAGGCGAGUGAUGUCAUCGGUGAUCGAAUGGGAGAAGUGGCUGAAGCUGUCAAGUCUCUUACCAUCACAAUGUCUCAGGGCAAAACAAUGGCUACACUGCAGAGACUAUUGAGCAUACUUGAAAAAGUUGAUGGUCUCAGUCCCGAGGACCAAAUACGGGCUGCCCAGUUGAUGCGGGGGGAUCUUAUUAGCGCUGGAUAUUUCUUGAAGAUUGGCCAUGAGAAGAGAAAGGAGUAG
This is a messenger RNA of Magnolia sinica, 639 nucleotides long. RefSeq lists its product as uncharacterized. The record is from RefSeq and is a predicted model, not a curated record. The coding region runs from base 1 to 639 and encodes 212 amino acids. NCBI's taxonomy places the organism in Eukaryota, Viridiplantae, Streptophyta, Magnoliopsida, Magnoliales, Magnoliaceae. The transcript is spliced from 2 exons.